AUGUCCGGCGUCUGGGGUUGGUUCGGGGGGCAGGGCUCUCAGAAGAAGAAGGACUCCCCGAAAAAUGCCAUCCUCGGGCUCAGAUCCCAGCUGGAGAUGUUGCAAAAGAGAGAGCGACACCUGCAGAAUCAGAUGGAUGAGCAGGAUGCAAUAGCGAGAAAGAACGUAAGCACGAACAAAAACGCUGCGAAAGCCGCCCUCCGCCGCAAGAAGCAGCAUGAGCACACUCUCGAGCAGACUACGGCGCAGAUUGCAACACUAGAACAACAGGUGUACUCGAUCGAGGCGGCAAAUAUCAACAGGGAAACGCUCAUGGCUAUGGAGAAGGCCGGUAAGGCAAUGGCAGAUAUACACGGUAAUCUCAAUAUUGAUAAAGUGGACGAGACAAUGGAGAAACUCCGGGAACAACACGCUCUGGGAGAGGAGAUUGCCAAUGCAAUCACAAGCACACCUAUGGGCGAGCCUAUUGACGACGACGAGUUGAACGAGGAAUUAGAAAAUUUGGAACAAGAACAACUUGACAACGCGAUGAUUGGGACCGGCCAUGUACCGGUAUCCGACCAAGUACACCGAUUGCCUGCCGCGCCUAAUACAGAGACCAAAUCGAAAGCUCCGGCACAAGAGGACGACGAAGAGGAAGAGCUUCGAAAGCUUCAGGCAGAGAUGGCUAUGUGA
Messenger RNA from Glarea lozoyensis ATCC 20868, 675 nucleotides. RefSeq lists its product as uncharacterized. Gene Ontology annotation, cellular component: multivesicular body; cytoplasmic side of plasma membrane; ESCRT III complex. The coding region runs from base 1 to 675 and encodes 224 amino acids. The transcript is spliced from 4 exons. NCBI's taxonomy places the organism in Eukaryota, Fungi, Ascomycota, Leotiomycetes, Helotiales, Helotiaceae. The record is from RefSeq and is a predicted model, not a curated record. Gene Ontology annotation, biological process: vesicle budding from membrane; late endosome to vacuole transport via multivesicular body sorting pathway.